AUGUGCCACUUUCAGGUCUCCUCACACACUGCUGGUGUGUUGAAUUUUUUGACAUAGGGUGCUGGCAGAUUACGGGGCCUCCCAUAGCUGCUGCCAGGCCCCUAAUCUGCCAUGGGCCCCUAUACCGCCUCCUCAUGCUGCUGCCAGGUCCACAGUCUCUCAUGCCAUGUGCCACUUUCAGGUCUCCUCACACUGCUGGUGUGUUGAAUUUUUUGACAUAGGGUGCUGGCAGAUUACGGGCCUCCAUAGCUGCUGCCAGGCCCCUAAUCUGCCAUGGGCCCCUAUAUACCGCCUCCUCAUGCUGCUGCCAGGUCCAGAGUCUGUCUGUCAUGGGUCCCUGUACGGCCUCCCAUUGCUGCUGUCUCCAUUGCCACACUCUGCCAUGUGCCACUUUCAGGUCUCCUCACACACUGCUGGGUUCCAUUUUGUCAUAGGGUGCUGGCAGAUUACAGGCCUCCCAUAGGUGCCGCCAGGCCCCAAAUCGGCCAUGGGCCCCCGUACCGCCUGGUCACGCUGCUGCUGAGCCCACAGUGUGACCUGGGUCCCUGUACGGCCUCCCAUUGCUUCCACUCUGCCAUGUGCCACUUUGAAAUCUCCUCA
This is a messenger RNA of Staurois parvus, 600 nucleotides long. The record is from the annotation of a GenBank genome assembly. Lineage: Eukaryota; Metazoa; Chordata; Amphibia; Anura; Ranidae.